Molecule: messenger RNA, 2762 nt
Organism: Pelagomonas calceolata
Lineage: Eukaryota; Pelagophyceae; Pelagomonadales; Pelagomonadaceae
Source: the annotation of a GenBank genome assembly
GAUGAUCAUCAUCGAUGCUGCCCGGGCAGCCUGCGCCUCGACCGCAUCGAUGGCGUAAUGGAACCGCCCCCACGCGGGCGUAGCGCACCAAUGCAGUGACGUGUUUCCUCGCACGCCGUCGCCGCGGGCCACCAAGAGGAGAAUGACGCGCCGCCUGUGCCAAUGCGUCGCGCUGCUCGCCACGUUACCAAUUCUCGACGCCGCCUUCUGCCAGCGCAAGGGAGGAAAGGCAGCCGUGACCUGCGAGGGUAGUGGACAACACAAAAAAUGCUGGCCGAGCGACGACUGCGCGAAGAGGUUAAACGUCCAAGAAAAAGCGCGGAAGUGCGUCGAGGAGCACUGCGGGACCGGGGAGCGGCCGGGCCUGAAGGCCUGGGGGGCCAUGUGCCUCGACCGGUGCCGCGCGACGCUGUGGCGGGCGACGGCGCGGCAGCUCGUCGCGCCCGUCAUUGAAGAUCGUCGUAGAUUAUCCCUUGUGCUGUGGGGCGGCGACCUGUGGGGGGCGGGAGCACCGUUACCUCCGCAUCCCAUACGGAACGCGUCAUCUUUGGCGCUGCAGAUCAGACGGGCCGCCUUCGCCGAAGCUUUGGAGGAGAAUUACGUCACAGGAAUGGGCCGCAGGACCGGUGGCGGCUGGUUCGACCGGGGCUCUCCCAUGAUAUAUGAGAAGACGGGCGGGCCGCUCGUGCUCUACGGUCUACAGAGAUCCGGAACGAACGCGCUCACGGGACUGGUCAGUGCGCACCUCGGCACGGAAGUGUAUAAUGGCGAGCGCGACGACGAGUACUACGCGAGGCGGGCUCCUAGGUUAUCGCCAACACGAUUCAAUGAUCCAAGAUGGAAGCAUUUUAGACCGACGCACGUUUCUCGCCUGAACUCAACUCAUGUUUUAUAUGCCUCUCCUCAUAGCACAACACCGCACCUCGCCCACAAAGAAAUGACGCCGUUGGAGGAAAGGAGUGGCUAUGGCGCUUCCAGUAGACCGGCGAACGUCGGAGAUGAUAGGGAGGCCUUCUACGCGCGGAGUGCUCGCGAUCUGGACUCAUUAAUCAAGGCCGAGGCCUGCUUUCGUAAGGGCGCGCUUUGUUCCGUACAAGUCCAAGUGCGAGCCUACAUCAUAGGAGUGAGGCACCCCGGCGCCUGGCUGGACUCGCUCCAUCGGCACUGCCCCGAUUGUCCUCUGAGCAUGAGAGGCACUAGAGCGAAAGCUGUGUGGCACGCGCCGGGUUACUACGCUCAGCUCUGGGACGCGACGUACACGAAGUGGCUCGAGAUGGCAAAAGACCGUCGCAUCGUCAUCGUGAGAAAUGAAGAUGUUACGAGAAGCUGCGUUCGUGCGGUGCAAGCGUUGGCUUGGAGGCUAGGUUUGAGAUAUGAUGCGUCGAAGUCGUCCAGGGCCUGUUCUCGUGACAUGCAAGUGGACAUGACGCUGUCGGGCGGCCUCGGGCCACAAGAUAAAGACAGUCUGGAGCGGGGCGCCGGCUGGCUGUUUGGUCUCGCUGGUAGUCGGGAAGCAUUGGAAGCCAUCUUGCAAAUUAAUGGACAAACAAUGAAAAGCUUGGGCUACCCGAAACAACCUCUGGCGACGUUCGUCACGGCGUCACUCGAAUUAGUGGAACCGAUGUAUCAGUGGUUCCUCCAAGCCUGGGACAAAGUAGCAAAAGAUAAAAGUGGCGAGGCCGUGUCGCCGACCUGCGACAACCUGAGCGAGAAGGUGCAGAAGAACCGGAGGGCCUGGUGGAUGAAAGGUACUUAUGCAUCAACACACCCGAAGACAAGAGAAGACUACCUCAUGCUGCAGCAUGCCGCCGAUUACGUCUCUCCCGUCACACGACUAGAAAGAGAAAAAAACUCAGCCUCAAAAAACGUGGCAUUAGCGGCGUUGGUGCGCGACGCGUGCGCGGCGUUCACGUGCAACACCAGGAUGGUCGACGCGCUGAUCGCACAAGCUGUUGAUUUGGAAUUCAAAGUAUAUAUCCUCGAGGACGGGUCCUCCGACUGCACGCCCCAAGUGCUGGAGCGGUGGAUCGAUGCCAAAACAUAUGUGGAAGCGGUGCCGCCGCCUCCGUCUUCAGAUAAGUGGGCGUGGGACGAGUCCAUGAAAGGAGCCUACGCUCUCAGGAGGGACGAGGCCCUGCGCCAGAAGCGGUACAUGCGGAUGGCCUUGUUGCGGAACCAUUUGACGUCCUACAUCCUCAAACAAUCAGUUGUGGAUGCUCUCGUCGUUUACGACGCCGACCAGGGGAGUGGCUGGGCCUCGUCCCACAUCAUUAACGCUAUAGCGGCAGUCAUCGACGGGCGCUACGACGCCGUCUGCGGCAACGGCAUCAUUGCGCAGGCGCAACAGGAUCGAUUCAUCCACCGCGACUUGCUCGCGUUACGGUGGUCCGAUUUCGAGGACCAGCCCUCGGGCGGUAUCGAGCUCGCGCCGUCGGAGAGCCCUUCCUCCGAAGCCGACCGUCUGUAUGAUAGCGGCGGGCGGCGCGUCGCGUCGUGCUUUGGUGGUCUAGCUAUCUACGAUUCCGCAAUUUUCCGCGACGACGGCUGCGCGUACGAUUUUUCUGUGACAGAUGGCAUCUGGGACUGCGAGCACGUCCUCCUCAACAAGUGCCUGGCCUCAAAAGGCCGAUCAUUAACGCUGCUGCCGAACUUGAUAAUUAACGGCCCCUACGCGACGGGUCGCCGCGCGAAGAUCGUCCACCUGCGCAAGCCGCCUCCCUCAAAGUCGCACCACAAGCACGAGUUUUAAGUAGUCUUUAGUU